AUGGCUACCAAAAGCCCCCCAAGGAAGCGCAAAGACGCCGGUGCUCCGAUUUCCCCUCCUCCCCUCAAAAAGGCCGUCAAGAGCACAACUACAAAGUCGGCUGUUGCAAGCUUCUUCACGCCCGCCUCCCAGAAACCCAAAGACCGAACCGUGUGGUCAGAACGAGGCCCUACCGAUGACGUUCCGGCAACCCUCUUGGUCGGCAGAUACCAGCCCGAGAAUGACGACGUGACGUCUCGCCAAAAGCGACGGAAGAUAGCCGCAUUCGACCUUGACUCGACUCUAAUCACUACAUCGUCGGGAAAGAAGCACGCCUCCAGCGGAGCAGACUGGAAAUGGUGGGACAGCAAAGUGCCCGGUCGGCUACGAGAGCUCUACGAGAAGGAAGGCUACCAUGUCGCGAUCCUCUCCAACCAGGCCGGAUUGAAGCUUCAUUUCGAUGCAAAGUACAAGGGCCCAAAGGCUGCCGUUCAAAAGCGCGUCGCAGACUUCAAACAGAAAUGUAAUGCUGUACUCACAGCUCUCGAUCUUCCGAUAGCCGUCUAUGCGGCCACAGAAAAGGACAUCUACCGGAAGCCAAGGACAGGCAUGUGGAAGGAGCUUUGCGAGGAUCUCGAAAUCCCCGAGGAAGAGGUCGACCUUAAAGGGAGCUUCUUUGUUGGCGACGCGGGCGGCCGGGUCGCGUUGCUUGGGAAAGGAGACAGCGGUGCAGCAGCAGCAGCCGUACCAAAGGACUUUAGCUGCUCCGACAGGAAUUUUGCUCAUAAUGUAGGCAUCGACUACAAAACGCCCGAAGAAUUCUUCCUGGGAGAGGAGCCUAGGGACUUCAUUCGCGAGUUUGACCUGGUAAACUUUGCAUUUCCUGAAGACGAAGCGGCGCUUGGUACUGCCGAGGACCUCUUUGUGAAGAAAAACGACCAGGAUGUCGUCUUGUUCUGCGGUCCUCCUGGCGCUGGGAAGAGCACGUUCUACUUUAAAGUCCUUAAGCCCCUCGGAUAUGAACGGGUGAAUCAAGACACGCUCAAAACUCGCGACAAGUGCAUUCAAGCUGCCAAAGACCUGCUGAAAGCUGGCAAGUCUGUAGCUAUUGACAACACCAAUCCGGAUCCCGAGACGCGGGCCUUGUGGGUUGAGGUUGCGAAAAAAGCGAGCGUUCCAAUACGAUGUGUUUGGUUCUCAACGCCGGUCAUGGUAUGUGAGCACAACGAUGCCGUUCGGGCGCACAACGCUGCACUCAAUCCCGAGUCCAGGGAGAGUCUACCUAAGCUGGCCUUUACCGGCUUUGCAUCGAGGUUCAAAGAGCCAAAAGAGAAAGAGGGCUUCCAGGACGUGACGGAGGUCAAGUUCCAAUUCCGAGGCACAAAGGAAGAAUACGCUCUUUGGGGCCGGUACUGGAUCUGA
Messenger RNA from Trichoderma citrinoviride, 1401 nucleotides. RefSeq names its product PNK3P-domain-containing protein. The coding region runs from base 1 to 1401 and encodes 466 amino acids. The record is from RefSeq and is a predicted model, not a curated record. Gene Ontology annotation, biological process: DNA repair. The transcript has 3 exons. NCBI's taxonomy places the organism in Eukaryota, Fungi, Ascomycota, Sordariomycetes, Hypocreales, Hypocreaceae. Gene Ontology annotation, molecular function: polynucleotide 3'-phosphatase activity; ATP-dependent polydeoxyribonucleotide 5'-hydroxyl-kinase activity; double-stranded DNA binding.